GAGCUGCAGCUUCUCAGCAUCAUCAGCAUCAGCACCGACAGAGACGUCUCCUCUCCAUCCACUGCGGAACAUCGGCCCUGCGUCCCCCCUCGCGUCCAGCUCGCCAUGGAUAACUCCGGCAAAGAGAAGGAGGCCAUCCAGCUGAUGGCCGAGGCCGACAAGAAGGUCAAGGCGUCCGGAUCCUUCCUAGGAGGGAUGUUCGGGGGGAACCAUAAGGUGGAGGAUGCCUGCGAGAUGUACGCCAGAGCUGCCAACAUGUUUAAGAUGGCAAAGAACUGGAGUGCUGCAGGGAAUGCAUUCUGCCAGGCAGCUCGGCUCCACAUGCAGCUUCAGAACAAACUGGACUCUGCCACCAGCUUCGUCGACGCCGGCAACGCUUACAAGAAGGCCGACCCACAGGAGGCCAUCAACUGUCUAAAUCAGGCCAUCGAUAUCUACACUGACAUGGGCCGGUUUACCAUUGCAGCCAAACACCACAUCACUAUAGCAGAGGUGUACGAGUCUGAGCUGGUUGACAUUGAGAAGGCUAUUGCCCACUAUGAGCAGGCAGCAGAUUACUAUAAAGGAGAAGAGUCUAACAGCUCAGCCAACAAGUGUCUUCUGAAGGUGGGCCACUACAGCGCUCAGCUGGAGCAGUACCAGAAAGCUAUCGAGAUCUAUGAACAGGUUGCCACCAGCACCAUGGACAAUCCUCUGUUGAAGUACAAUGCUAAAGAGUAUUUCUUCAAGGCUUCGCUGUGCCACUUCAUAGUGGACGAACUCAACGCCAAGUUGGCCAUAGAGAAGUAUGAAGAGAUGUUCCCAGCCUUCUCAGACUCCAGAGAGCUCAAACUGUUAAAGAAACUCCUAGAAGCCCAUGAGGAGCAGAACAGCGAGGCAUUCACGGAGGCCGUCAAGGAGUUUGACUCGGUGUCCCGCCUGGACCAGUGGCUGACCACCAUGCUCCUCCGCAUCAAAAAAACUAUCCAGGGAGAUGCUGGAGACCUGAAAUAAAGAAACUGUGGAAGAGGGGGGAGAGGGAGGGAGAGGGAGAGAGGGGGGAGAGAGGCAGCAAGGGCCAGACUGAGAAGGGGUGAUGUGAGGAGACGAGAGCGAAGAGGGAGGACAUGGAAUGGGAACAGAGAAUGACCGACAGGUGAGGGACAUGUUUAGUGUAAAGAGGGAGACAGAGAGAUGGUUGGAGGGGUAAAAUUAGUGAAAGGGGUUGGAGGGAGGGUUUGAUCCAUGGGGAGUUUUCAGUUGUACAUAUCAGUCUGCAUGUGACCCUGACAACACCUUUAAACGACCUUUAGAUCAGUCUUGACCUUUCUGUGUCCAUGGUCCAACAGUAUUGCUUUGUUAACACUGGAUACAACUGUACAAAACAAGUGUGUGUGUGUGUGUGUGUGUGUGUGUGUGUGUGUAUGUGUGUGUGUGUGUGUGUGUGUGUGUGUGUGUGUGUGAAGAUGUGGGCGGGUGUGUAUGUAUGUAUGUGUAUGUAUGUAAAUUGUAGUUGGCUAUAUUCGCUGGGACGGCGUGCAACUUGUAUCAGAUUUGAGGCUCUAUGUUGAAAAAAGAUGAUUAUAUUAUUUAUGAGAUUACUGAUAUUUAUUGUCAAUACUGAAGAUAUUAUUUAUUGUUUAUUAUGGUGCUCAGUGUUACGACUUGUCUUAAUAUGUUAGAUAUUAGCCCCCCUCCCUUCUCUUGUCCUUCCCUUUCCUCUCCUCUUUCAUCUUCUUCCUCCUCCUGUCCUCCUCCUCCUGCUCCUCUCAUCCUCUCCUCACCCACACUCGGGCAGCCAGUGCUAUCACUCCUUUUGAUUGGUUGGUUCUUUGUGUUCUGGCCGGUGAUUGGUCGGUACGGUCAGUGUCAGCCUCUCUGCUGCCUCAUAUGUGCAUGUCUGUUGUCACGUUAUUAUAAGUGUUCUCCGUGUCGUGCUAACGUGUGUAGAACAUACAUGUAGCCUGGUAUCAUUUGUGCAACAUCAGUAAACACGUACCUCAGUAAUCAAGGGUUGAAAUAAAAACAUCAUCGCUCCUGA
Molecule: messenger RNA, 2020 nt
Organism: Myripristis murdjan (pinecone soldierfish)
Lineage: Eukaryota; Metazoa; Chordata; Actinopteri; Holocentriformes; Holocentridae
Gene: napba
Product: N-ethylmaleimide-sensitive factor attachment protein, beta a
Exons: 10
Coding region: 106-993 (295 amino acids)
Biological process (GO): regulation of synaptic vesicle priming; synaptic transmission, glutamatergic; SNARE complex disassembly
Cellular component (GO): vacuolar membrane; synaptobrevin 2-SNAP-25-syntaxin-1a complex; terminal bouton
Molecular function (GO): soluble NSF attachment protein activity; syntaxin binding
Source: RefSeq, a predicted model, not a curated record